GCAGUUCAGUUUUCAAUUGGCGGUUGUCGGUUGUCGUAGUGUUGUUGCUUCAGUUGUCCGUUUAUCUAUGUUUACCUAACCGUCAGAAUUAAACAGUCAAACACGUGCUGUCAACUGUGCAGAAAACUAAAGAUCUUGACUUUUGAAUAUCAGUGUGUCGGAUUUGUUUGUUUUUUCGGAAAUGUGAGGUCGUUUUUACUGUUGUAAAAGCCAGUGGUUACCUAUUUUCAAAGUUUGUUGCCUUUGGUCGUUGCUCACAAGCAGCUAACCCGCUGAUCCAGCAAUGUGCUGGUGGUUAUUGGCGGCGGUUUUGACCCUGACAACGGCGUCGGCGUCCGCCCAGGCCUCCGCCGAGGAAUGCUACUCAUCAGCCGGAUUGUUUGGUGCAAUUCUCGCCACCCUCAUCAUAACUCUGGCUCUUGUAGCUGCUUCUUUUCUUGCCUGGAGGAUUUACAACCGGACUAGAAAAGGGAAACACCUUGUGCUCGUUACGCCCGAUCCGGAGAAGGGCGACUUUGCAUUUGACAAUCCUGUAUUUAGAGAAGGAACUCCGAUUGGGAGGUCAACUGAUAAAGAAGAGCACAAGGUUGGCUGGCCAUGUUGGACUCCAAUGAGUAUGCUCAACAAACAUCACAAACCAAAAGCAAUGGAUGACUCUUUUCUGCGUCAACCAAACGUGAUGAAUGUGGUUCCACUCAGAAGUCACGAUUUCACCGGAUUGGGAUUUAACAUUUGCGGCAACAUGAGAGACGGAAUAUUUGUGAAGGACGUUCUACAUCGAGGCCCAGCAUCAGAAUCUGGCAGAAUCGUUCCAGGAGACCGAAUCGAAAGUAUCCAGAUAAGUUUUCGGCAUAUGGUUUUCGAAGAUGCAAUUGCAAUUCUUGGUUAUGCCUCACCAUACGAAGUGAAACUGGAGGUGGAAAGCUCUGGUCCAUCUUCAAGACCUGCCACACUUUUGAGAAAUAAGAGAUCCUCAAUCAGUCCGGCCGAAAGGAUUUCCCAUCCACUCUAUCGCAGCCAAUCCAUAGCUGAUCUUUCAAAGAUACGAAAACAGGUAGACUCUCAUAACAGGAUGAGCCCCGAUCAUUCGAUUACAAUCAACGACCUGAGCAACGGAGACUUGAACAGACCUGCCAUCAUUGAAACAUCGCCAAUUGAUAAAAUGCAAAAGUUUGGAGUUCGAGUACUUCCAACCACACCAGAGGCCGUGCCUCGCCCGACCGAGCCGGAAAAACAUCAGAACGUUCGCAAUUCGAUGAUAGAGAGCACACAUCACGUUCAAGCUGCACCACUGGCAACAGCUGACACUGUCGAUGGUCAAUUGGUGGAGGUUGACCUCACAGAUGGCCAACAUAAUGUCAGCAACUCUAUUUUCUUCGAUGAGACCGAUCAAAGCAUCAGGAAAGACACACCUUCACCUGCAACUAAGGAAUCAAACAUGAAGUCUAUCUUGGCAAAGGGAAUACAGAAUUUGAAAGAAAAACUGCAACCCAUUGUCCACAAGUUGGAUAAAGAUACUGAAGACAAGGCUUCUCCCAAUCAUUCACCACAAACUGUAAAAAAUAAGAAAGAUAUAAAUGACAGUAAAGUUGUUGAGGUAAAGAAUGAUGCUUCAAAAAAUGCUGAAUUGGACAGUAUCAGUGUAACAGAAAAGAAUAUUGAUGCCAUACUUGCUGAUAAAAUCGGUAGACAUUCAAUGGAGGCGAGUAACAUUCCGGAGGAAGUGCAUAAAGCUGGAAUGGCAGCGAGGAGUAAUAGGAGAUCAGUAGUGGAAGUGGAAAGAAAGCGAAAAGACAGCAGUGGUGGUGAAAGCUCCAAUGAAGGCGACAGUGCACUUACUAAAAAGGGUAAACGUAAAGCCCCCCUGCCUCCACAACAUUCAACAAAGCUAGAGAGCAUGGAAGAUGAACAAAUGACAGAAAUAAUGUCUGGUUCAACUCAAAAUAAUAUGGACUCUGCAGACACAGAUUCGGAGGCGGGCGAUAGAAGCGGCACAACCAUUGAACUGAAUGACUCCCAUAUCACAGUGCAUCAUGCUGCGGAUUCAGAAAGUAAUAGGAAAGCUGCCUCGCUAGGUGACCUGUCCAGAAUAGACGACGAUCAGCCAAUAGUGAUGUUGGAAAGAGCGGUGUCGCUGGACUUGGCUGAUGGGACGCCCGGAGGAAGCAAGAAGCGCAAAGCACCUCUGCCACCGCAAGGGGAGGAGUUCUCCGACGAAGGAGGAUCCCCGUUCAGCAAGCCGAAAGGCGCCAGGAUGGACAACGGCAUCAAAGCACGACUCAAGAAGUCAUCGGACUGGGGCACUCUCGAGGACGCUGUCAAAUGCUCUAGUCUUUCAGAUGACGACACUGAUGCUGGAAUAAGUGGCUGCUCAACUCCAGAGAAGUCGUCAGACCUCAUAAUCACAUCGACUCCGUUCAGGCCAACAUCUCCCGACAUGAUUGACAACAAAAGUGGAAUGAACAGCGUCCAUGUGAGCAGCUGCAGCUGGGACCUGAGUGUGCCCGACUCUUCUAACGCCGACCAAUUUGUGACCGCAGUCAACGGCAGCGCUCUGACAGACAACAGUGACAACGACAAUGAUACACCUCCUGAUCUUCCAACGUCUCCUGUUCCCACUUACGUAACUGAAAUACAAGUUAUAACCACCACAGAAAAGUCUAAUGCUGACAAAGUUCCCUUCACAGACAGCCUUCUUCAUCCUUCAAGUCAUCCCAGAAUAAAUGUCUACAACAAUUAUAUAAUUCUGAGCACUCGUCAAUCGAUGAUAACUCUCUGUUCUCGCAAUCCGAUAGUGCAGGUGAAAUAUCUUCUGAAAAAACCAUCGCAACUACUCAUUUUCUUUUAAAUGAUGUCACGAAAAUGGAUGGAGCUGAAGGAGAUUUGGAAAUAAAACGACAGCCACUGUCGUUUAUUACUGAAAAAACGCCAACAGCUGGUGAUACAACAUGUCAAGUGUCAAUCAGUCAACCAAACAGCAUCGAUCCUAUAAUCAAUCAAGAUUUGUUGACCACUUUCAAACCGAACAGUGCGCAACAGAUUCCACACCUCUUCUCCAGCGAAAACAUGUCUGAUGAACAAAUUCUCGCUUUGAAAUCGUCAUCGCCAGAGCCCCUAGUACUCGACAACGGUACCAGUAAACUGAACAUCACAAAACCUGAUCGAGUGAAAAAUAAUGUUAGUGUAACAUCAAUCAAAACUUCGGGCUCAAGAAUUCCCGUGCGAGCUCCGGAACCCACUCAACGGAAAGUAAAGAAGGCGGAGCCUGGAAGCUAUGUUAGUUUUUCUUCACUCAACGUGUCGAGCAAUAGUGAUAAGGCACCAAUUACCCAACAAAAUGGCACUGACCAUAACAGUAUAACACAUAUUUUCCUUGAUAAUUCAAAGUAACGUUUCUAUCAAUUCUAUUGUUGCACUAAAGUCGUUUGACAAAAUGUAUGAAAUGAAACAGAAUAAGUGUGUCAGAAGAAUAAAUUAAAACAACACCUACGUGAUUUAUUUUGUCAAGACGAAAAAUGAAAUUUUUUGAUUGGACGCCAAACAGUAAAGCUUUGCCAGUACCAAUAUAACAUAAAUUGUUAAGAAUUUGCUGUGCCAAUUUAGAGAAUGGAGCUCUGAAGCUUAAAAGUAAAUAUAUUUUAGUCAUUGAAUGUAUAUAGUGGUAGAAUAGUUGUAAAAUUCAUCAACUGAGUUGUAUCAGUUGAUUCUACGUUCAUCAAUGUUACGCUUUUAAUACUUUAAGAAUGCUUUCAUUAUGUUUCUGAAUACCUGAUGAAAAGCAUGUACCGUAUUAUUAUUGUUACAAUAAAUUGUAGUUAAAAUUUUUAUCAGUUCCUGUGACUGAUUUUGCGUUCAUUAUCAUCAUUGGUUUUACCAUCAAUAGUGAGUUAGUGUGACUUUUAAAUAUUUUUUUGAUUAUCUGAAAUACUUUCCAAUUCUUCAAGUAAAAUUUUCCGGUUAAAAUUUUGCACGAAGGGUAAUGAAUUGGUUAUGCAUUAAACGUGCCAAUAUUGAAAAGUAUACAUCACAUUAUAAUAAUGUACAAAUCCUAGGCUAGAUUGUAUAUAGUAAUACUACCAAAACAGAAAAUGUAUUUUUCAAUUGUAAAUAUUAUAAUGUUGUUGAUAAUAUUGAAUUUUAUUAAUGAAAAUGAGUAAAAUAUACUUGUAAAUAUAGCAUUAUCGUCAAUUUAUAAUACUUGAGAAAUAUUUUCAAUUAAAAUAGUAUGUGAAUCAAAUGGAUAAAUUAUUUUGAACAUAAGUAUACAUAAAAGUAGACCAAAAUAGUUAUGAUAGUUUAUGACAAGUCAAUUUUGAUGAAAAAUUGAUACUUUCCAUCAUUUUUUUUAAUGUUAUGAUAAUGAUUCAUCAGUUAGGUAUUUUGAAAUCAAAAAAUCAUGACUAGAAAUCGAAUACGUGUUUCCAUAGGUUUGUUUUGAAAGAAAAUAAAGAAUAAUUAGCCUACUAGAAAGAAAUACUUUUCUUUAGCCUACUAGACAUACUUCAAUAAUAUUGAGCAAUUUCUAGUAGGCUAUGAAAAAUAUCAGUUGUAGACAAAAUAUCGAUACCGCCAACUUUUCAGUUACAUAUACAGUUAGGCUACUAUAAUAUAAUAACAGUAUAUUCUAUAUAAUUAAAAUUGGACUCAAAUUCUUAAGUGAAUGAAUCUUACUUUUUAGACUCAUAUAGUGUAUGAAUCAAAAUUCGGGAAAGGAACAGUUUUAGGCUGUCCUGUUGGUCCUUCCCUAAUCAUUUUAAUGAUUUGCAAGUUUAACCGUUAAGAGCUGAGCAACAGGGUUUUUUAAAAAUGUUGAUAGUGAAGUUUUUUGGUUUGGAUACUAUUAAGUUGUCAACAUAAAAUACAUUAAUUUAUUUGGAUUUUUGAAAUUAUUACAGUAUUACUUUUUGAAGACUGGAGUUGAAAUUUUGAUAAAAUCAUUUCACAAUGAUUGAUUGGCAGCAGAUAAAUUCAUAACAUUUCGUAAAUUAUUGUUCAUAAAAUAAAUAUUAGUUCUCUCAAAAUUUCACAUAAGAACAAUGAUAUUCAGUUUACAAUUUAUUCAAUUUGAGUUAUUUUGAAUCAUUUAUCAAUAAUAAUGAAUAAUGCAAUACAUUGCCAUCAAAUAAAAUUUUCCGUAAAGAAAAUAUUUUUAACAAAACAAAAUUUAUCUUAUUUAAUACCUUGAAGGAUACCCAGCUUUUCAAUUAUGAGCUACCAAUUGUAAAUUACUCUGUUUCAAAAAUUUCAACUUUAGGCGCUUAAAAAGUUAUAAUAAAAAAAUCAAUUUUUUACUGGCAUUUAUUUUAUUUUGAUUACUUGAUAUUAUCCAAAUCAAAAAUCUUAGAAAGAUUUUAUCAAUGAACAGCCUUGAAGCUAACUCAAAAAUAGUAAAAUUGGACAGUCAAAAGUUGUGGUCAUAACCAAUUCAGAAACUUUCAAGAUAUUUGAAUCCAGGUUCUUCAAUUCUGACUAUGGAAUAUUUUGUAAAUACUGUUUAUGAAAUAAUUAAGUUGCCAUCUGUUCAGAUCUAAUUUUAUCUUUCUAAAACAAAGCUGAAAUUUAUUGUCUGAAAAGAUUUUUUUUAUGUAUUCUACUAGUUUAAAAAUGAAAAACACUUGAAACUAAUGCUCAACUAUUUGUAAAGAAUAGAGGUGCUCAAGAUGUAAAUUUUGUAUAAUGAAAGGUGCUAAUAUUCCAUUGUAUAGAAUUAUCAAUAAAUCCUUAAAUUUGUACACUUUUACAUUUUAAUUUUAAAUGAUAGCCUACAGUAAUCAUUUUCAUAACUUAGCAGUAGAUUAGCAAGUAUUAAGAUAAUAAAAUAUCUAGCUAUAGUUUCAGUGUUGUUUUAUCUUAUGUAAUCAAAAUUGAAUCUAUCACAAAAGUAAAAGUUGAUUACUUGUUGAAUUGUAAAAUCAAAUUAUAAUAAUUUUAAUAAAUACAAUAAGCUUAAA
This is a messenger RNA of Nilaparvata lugens (brown planthopper), 5951 nucleotides long. RefSeq lists its product as uncharacterized. The record is from RefSeq and is a predicted model, not a curated record. NCBI's taxonomy places the organism in Eukaryota, Metazoa, Arthropoda, Insecta, Hemiptera, Delphacidae. Gene Ontology annotation, molecular function: protein binding. The transcript is spliced from 7 exons. Bases 284 to 2848 code for a protein of 854 amino acids.